AUGUCCCUUAGUUUGUCAACUCUUCCAAGAGGUGUUGUGGCUGCCAGGAUAAAUGGUGAACUAGUUAUUCCGGGUUACGGUAAGGUUUUAUCACGCCGCACUAUUUCUCGAGGCAGAUCAUCAAAUCAUGAAAUUGAAGAGAGCUACUCAACAUGGAAAUACUUUAUGUGGGCUAAGUGGGACCGCAAAGAGCAUAAGAUUUUUUAUUGGCAAGAAUGGGAGGAAGAGUGUGAUGAAUAUGUAAUGGUUGAUGGAAGUGUGUGGAGAACACCCUGGGAAGAGGUGGGUGGUUCUCGUCAUGUAGAACGGGAACAUAUUGUUACUUGCUUAUACUGAUACCGAUAUGUUCUGCUGAUGAUCAGAUAAAAUUCUUCUUUUUUAGCUCAAUUAUAUUUUUUCUUUUUCAUCCCUCUGAUCACUACUAUUUAUAAUAAGUUUCUCUCACAUCUUUACUUUCCUGGGGUGUAUUUCUGUAUUAUUAUCAAAUAAUUCUGAGUGUUACGUUUUAGUACUUUAAACUGUAUUUCAUUAUGGUAUCUUUAAUAAUAAAACUCUUAUAUUUCCUCUCUCUAGAAUAAAAUGGAUUUUCAUGACUAGUUAAAUACAUAAUCUUUACAUAAUGUACAUUAUACAUUAUUAUAAUUAGAAACACAAUUUGAAUCAGUAUAAAAUAGUUUAUCUGUUCUUAAAUAAUAGCUAUUAAUACAUGAAUUACAAUAUGAAUAAGAAGUUCCUGUUUUACAUCAAUCGAGUAUUGAUUACAUUUAUCUAUAUUAUCUAUAUAAUACCAUUCUUUACAUGAUUUAAAAAGUACAUAACUAUUGGUAGAAGUACAUUUAUCAUCAUAAUGACAUUGUUUAUUAUUUGGAUUUAAAUAAUACUGUUUAGAAGUAUCACAUUUGGUACAAGUGUUUCCA
Molecule: messenger RNA, 917 nt
Organism: Entamoeba histolytica HM-1:IMSS
Lineage: Eukaryota; Evosea; Mastigamoebida; Endamoebidae
Exons: 1
Coding region: 1-336 (111 amino acids)
Source: RefSeq, a predicted model, not a curated record